This is a messenger RNA of Toxotes jaculatrix (banded archerfish), 1416 nucleotides long. Its product is annotated as keratin, type I cytoskeletal 13-like. The transcript is spliced from 7 exons. The coding region runs from base 45 to 1325 and encodes 426 amino acids. NCBI's taxonomy places the organism in Eukaryota, Metazoa, Chordata, Actinopteri, Toxotidae. The record is from RefSeq and is a predicted model, not a curated record. Gene Ontology annotation, molecular function: structural molecule activity.
UGUUGACGAUCAGCCGACGAUCAGCCGACGAUCAGCCAGAAGCCAUGACUUCCUUCUCCACCCGCAGCAGCUACAUGUCCUCCUCCAUGAGGAACUCCGCCUUGAUGGGUCCCUCCGUCUCGUCCUCCUCCCGCCGAGUCAGCAGCAUGGGGACCGGCAGCGUGUACGGAGGAGCCGGGGGAUCUGGAGUCCGUGUCUCCAAGGCCUCCUACUCCUUCUCCUCCGCCGCCGGUGCCGGCGCUGCCAGCACUGCCUUAAACGCGGCCAGCAACAUCGACAUUGCUGUCAACGAGAAGGCCACCAUGCAGAACCUGAACGACCGGCUGGCCUCCUACCUGGAGAAGGUGCGCUCCCUGGAGAAGGCCAACGCCGAGCUGGAGCUGAAGAUCAGGCAGUUCCUGGAGAACAGGGCCAUGCCGGAGGGUCACAACUUCACCGGCUUCAACAUCCGCAUCAAAGAGCUGCAGGAAAAGAUCAACAUCGCUGCUCGAGGAAACGCCGCCCUGAUCCUCUCCAUCGACAACGCCAAACUGGCCACCGACGAUUUCAAAAUCAAGUACGAUAACGAGCUGGCCAUGCGUCAGUCGGUGGAGGCUGACAUUGGCGGUCUGAGGAAGGUCCUGGAUGAGCUGACUCUGAGCCGGACCGACCUGGAGAUGCAGGUGGAGAGUCUGAAGGAUGAGCUGAUCCAGCUGAAGAGGAACCACGAGGAGGACCUGCUGGCUCUGCGGGCUCAGAUGGGAGGCCAGGUGAACGUGGAGGUGGACGCCGCUCCGCAGGAGGAUCUGUCCGCCGUCAUGGCCGGAAUCAGAGAACACUAUGAGAACGUUGCGUCCAAGAACCGCAGAGACCUGGAGUCCUGGUUCCAGACCAAGACGGCUGAGCUGAACAAAGAGGUGGCUGUGAGCACUGAGACACUGCAGACGUCCAAGUCUGAGGUCGGAGAGAUCAGACGAACUCUUCAGACUCUGGAGAUCAAACUUCAGGCUCAGAUCAGCAAGAAAGGAGCGCUGGAGGGGACUCUGGCUGAGACCAACACCCGCUACGCCAACAUGCUGUCAGGUUACCAGAGGCAGGUGGGGGCUCUGGAGGAGCAGCUGGCCCAGCUGAGGACUGACCUGGAGAACCAGGGCAUCCUGUACGCUGACCUGCUGGACAUCAAGACCAGACUGGAGCUGGAGAUCGCCGAGUACAGGAGGCUGCUGGACGGAGAGGUGGAGAGCCCCACCACCACCACCACCAAGACCACCAAGACCACCCGGGUGGUGACCAUUGUGCAAGAAGUCGACUCCUCGGGAAACGUGGUGAGCACCAGCAGCAGUUAGACCAGAAAUCAAACCAGUAACACCUAAGGCUCAGCACCAGACCAACCAGUCAGAGUCUGUCCACUGGAAACUGGAAACUGAGCCUGUGCUG